CGGUUGUGUUAUAGUGAAGUAAAAUUUUCACUACAUCUCCCAGAAGGACUUUAAAGCGGCAGCCCUUUCAAAACAAGUUACUAUAACAGUAUAUUUUUGUUUGCUGGGGUAGAAACACCAAUCUUCACACCAUACCACCGUUUUUCAGGCAAUGAAUUUCAAGUGAGCCUGUGAGUAAGUGAGUCAUGGAGGAUGAUGGGAAACCUCUACUUGGUUCAAUCCAAGCAGAUUACUACUCAGACCAGAUAGACUUUCUGGACUCCAGACAAAGAAGGCCUUUCCAUGUGGAGCCCAGAAACAUCGUGGAGGAUUCAGCUCAGGAGCGAGUGUCUUCCGAGGCCUCAGUAUUGAACAGCAGAGUUCAUUACUAUGGUCGCCUGACCGCUUCAUCAGACAGGCUGCUGGCUCCCCCUGACCAUGUGAUCCCUCCACCUGAAGAGCUCUAUAUUUACAGCCCUCUGGGGACAGCGUUUAAAGUACAAGGAGGAGAAGGCUCUUCCAAAAACCCCAGUAUUGUUACCAUCUUUGCUAUCUGGAAUACAAUGAUGGGUACGUCCAUACUGAGCAUGCCAUGGGGAAUAAAGCAGUCUGGCUUUACACUCGGAAUCAUCAUCCUCAUCCUAAUGGGCUUACUCACACUCUAUUGUUGUUACAGAGUCCUGAAGUCAACUAAAUCAAUACCUUAUAUCGAUACUUCAGACUGGGAGUUUCCUGAUGUGUGUAAAUAUUACUUUGGGAGUUUGGGACAGUGGUCGAGUCUGUUGUUUUCCAUGGUAUCGCUGAUUGGGGCAAUGGUGGUCUACUGGGUGCUUAUGUCCAACUUCCUGUUUAACACGGGAAAAUUCAUUUACAACUAUGUUCAUGAUGUCAACAUGUCUGAUUCAGAGUUUGGCACAAAUGGAACGGAGAGAGUGGUUUGUCCAUACCCAGAUGUGAAUCCACACAGGAACAGCACCAAUUCUCAGCAUUAUAUCACCGAUAAUGGUACAGAUACAGUGUUGUUUGACCACUGGUGGAAUAAAACCAAAACGAUCCCUUUCUACCUUAUCGUGCUCCUGCUGCCGCUGCUCAACUUCCGCUCAGCCUCCUUUUUUGCCAGGUUCACGUUUCUGGGCACAUUUUCAGUGAUCUACCUGAUCAUCUUGGUCACUGUUAAAGCUUUUCAGCUUGGAUUUCACCUGGAGUUUCACUGGUUCGAUUCCACCGAUUUGUUUGUCCCAGAGUUUAGAAUCCUCUGUCCUCAACUCACUGGUGUUCUUACACUGGCUUUCUUCAUCCACAACUGCAUCAUCACCCUCAUGAAGAACAACAAGCAUCAGGAGAACAACGUUCGGGAUUUGUCCUUGGCUUACCUUUUAGUAGGUCUAACAUACCUCUAUGUGGGAGUUCUGAUCUUUGCUACUUUCCCUUCUCCACCACUGUCUAAAGACUGCAUUGAACCAAACUUCCUGGAUAAUUUUCCCAGCAAUGAUAUUAUGGUGUUUGUGGCUCGAGCCUUUCUGCUGUUCCAAAUGACCACCGUCUUCCCGCUGCUGGGUUACCUCAUCCGAGUGCAGCUGAUGAACCACUUCUUUGGUGAUCAGUACCCCAGUUUUCUCCAUGUAUUCAUUCUGAAUGUCAUCAUUGUGGCUAUCGGGGUCCUAAUGGCCAGGUUUUAUCCCAACAUUGGCUCCAUUAUCAGGUACUCGGGGGCAAUAUGUGGUUUGGCUCUGGUGUUCGUCUUCCCCUCAGCUGUCCAUCUGAAGGCUCUGAGACGUAGUGGUGAAUUGCGCUGGCCCUCAGCUUGCUUCCACGUCUUCCUCAUCCUGCUCGGAAUGGCCAACCUAGUGGCCCAAUUCUUCAUGUAAUACCAUCAUCACGUUGUUCUCCAGCACACAUUCUCAUGGUUGUAGUUCAGGUUUUGGCACUAGGUGGUGGUAUUGGACUUCCUGUAUUACAUUAUCAAGGAAUAAAGUCAUGGCACUUGCAUGAUUUCAGCAAAAGAAAUCAACCUGCUGACAAAAAAUCACCAUUGUAGUGAUUUUAGUAAAUGUUACCAACAUUCAACCAAAUGGCAAUUGGCACGUUUGUGUUAGCAGCUGUAAUAUCUUUUGUAAUUCUAUUUUUAAUUGAAAUUAAGUUAAAAAGUAAAGCUGCCAAGAAACAUCGGUUGUUCAUGGUUCCACCGUGGUGGAUUAGCCCACAGACAGGAGCACUGUGUGAUUAUAACAGAUAUGAAUUUAUAUGCACCUGUUUAACAGGCAGGUGACUAUAAUCGCUGGUGGACUAUAAACACUUGAGGAGUGACACACUUGUUUUUCAACUGUACUGUUCCAUGUUAUUUGGUAAAUUUGUACAGUAUUUUCAAACUGUUACCUGCCCAGUGUUCAGGUCACAUGCUGCCGGUUUUAUUUUUGUACUUGUUUUUUUUGUACUCGGUUUCUCUAAAUAAUUUACUGAAUGAUUUGUAAUUUACACAUUACAAUUACCUUCAUAAAAAUGAGCACAAAAAAAAAAAUUCAUUAUUACAUGCACAAACUCUUUAAAAAAAUUCUACUAUUUUUGCAAAUAAUAAAUUGUGUAAAAAUCCCA
This is a messenger RNA of Tachysurus fulvidraco (yellow catfish), 2571 nucleotides long. RefSeq names its product solute carrier family 38 member 9 (gene slc38a9). The coding region runs from base 186 to 1847 and encodes 553 amino acids. NCBI's taxonomy places the organism in Eukaryota, Metazoa, Chordata, Actinopteri, Siluriformes, Bagridae. Gene Ontology annotation, molecular function: amino acid transmembrane transporter activity. The transcript has 15 exons. Gene Ontology annotation, biological process: amino acid transmembrane transport. The record is from RefSeq and is a predicted model, not a curated record.